This is a messenger RNA of Arabidopsis lyrata subsp. lyrata, 2001 nucleotides long. Its product is annotated as beclin-1-like protein. Gene Ontology annotation, biological process: cellular response to nitrogen starvation; autophagosome assembly; late endosome to vacuole transport. NCBI's taxonomy places the organism in Eukaryota, Viridiplantae, Streptophyta, Magnoliopsida, Brassicales, Brassicaceae. Gene Ontology annotation, cellular component: phosphatidylinositol 3-kinase complex, class III, type II; phagophore assembly site; phosphatidylinositol 3-kinase complex, class III, type I. The record is from RefSeq and is a predicted model, not a curated record. The coding region runs from base 241 to 1761 and encodes 506 amino acids. The transcript has 10 exons.
AGAUUCCUUCUGUCUAUCAUCCAUCCAUCCAUCCAUCCAUCCAUGAUCAUCAAGGUCGAGAAAUCUAAAAUUAGGCGGUGAAUGAUUUAGAUUAGUAAGAAGCAUCACACACACAGAUUGAUAAGUGUAGAUAAAUUCAAACCCAAACCCUAGAUCGAUUGCGUACGGAGGAGUCUCUUGGGAAGCGAUGAGGAAAGAGGAGAUUCCAGAUAAAAGUCGGAUUGAUCCGAAUCUGCCGAAAUGGGUCUGCCAAAACUGUCACCACGCCCUUACCAUCGUCGGCGUCGAUUCCUACGCCGGCAAGUUCUUCAACGAUUCCCCUCCUUCCGGUUAGGCCCUUUUUUUGGAAUUUAUGUACUGGCAACGCAGGGCUCAUCCAUCCAUGGAGCUAACAGUGUUCUUGGUUCAACACGCAUGGACAACUCUUUCGUUGUUUUACCUCGACAUAAGCCUCAUCAGGGCAUUCCUCCACGUCCUCGUGGGGCCUCGUCUGCUCAGCCUGAUGCAACUCAAUCUGGAAAGGCAAUGGAAGAAUCGUUUGUAGUUGUGUACAAGUCUGAGCCUGCUUCUGAUUCUGGCGCUUCUCACAAUCUGUCUCUUGAAGUGGGCCAAAACGGUCCAUUACAUUCAAACACUUCUGGCUUUAAUGCGACUAUCAAUGUCUUAACACGUGCUUUCGAUAUUGCCAGAACUCAGACACAGGUUGAACAGCCAUUGUGCUUAGAAUGCAUGAGGGUAUUGUCUGACAAACUUGAAAAAGAAGUCGAGGAUGUGACGAGGGACGUGGAAGCAUACGAAGCAUGCGUUCAGCGGUUAGAAGGGGAGACACAAGAUGUUCUUAGUGAAGCUGAUUUUUUGAAGGAAAAAAAGAAGAUUGAGGAAGAAGAAAGAAAACUUGUUGCAGCUAUAGAAGAAACAGAGAAACAAAAUGCUGAGGUAAACCAUCAACUGAAGGAGCUAGAGUCAAAGGGAAAUCGCUUUAACGAACUUGAAGAUCGGUAUUGGCAAGAGUUCAAUAAUUUUCAAUUUCAACUAAUAGCCCAUCAGGAAGAGAGAGAUGCAAUCUUGGCAAAGAUUGAAGUUUCACAAGCACAUUUAGAGUUAUUAAAUAAGACAAAUGUACUUACUGAUGCCUUCCCCAUACGGUAUGAUGGGGAUUUUGGUACAAUUAACAAUUUUCGACUUGGAAGACUCCCUGCCAUAAAGGUUGAGUGGGAUGAGAUCAAUGCUGCUUGGGGCCAAGCCUGUCUUCUCCUCCAUACGAUGUGUAACUAUUUCCGGCCAAAGUUUCAAUGUCGAGUUAAAAUACAGCCGAUGGGGAGUUAUCCUAGAAUUGUAGACAGCAACAACGAAACUUAUGAGCUGUUUGGUCCUGUAAACUUGUUUUGGAGCACUCGGUACGAUAAAGCCAUGACACUGUAUUUGAUGUGUCUUAAAGACUUUGCUGAUUUCGCAAAUUCAAAGGACCAAGAGAACAAUAUUCCACCAGAGAAAUGCCUCAAACUUCCAUACAAGAUCGAAAAGGACAAAGUGGAGGGAUUUUCAAUAACACAGAGCUUCAACAAGCAAGAGAGUUGGACCAAAGCACUAAAGUAUACUCUCUGCAACCUCAAAUGGGCACUCUACUGGUUCGUUGGAAACACUAAUUUCCAACCUCUCUCUGCGACGGUCUCUCUGCCUUCUGAUAUAUCAGCUGCUGGUUCCUUGUACGCCAAGCGAGGUCCUGAUUCUAGUAAGCCCUCAGCUGGAAAAAAACCUUAGAAACUGAUGAUAGAUUGACUGAAAUCAGCGACUUUGUGAAUAGUUUAUAAGCAUUUAUGCCAUAGCAUCGAAUAAUAAGAAACACAGAUGCUUUUAAGUUUUUUUUUUUUCUUUCUAGAGUCUUUUGUGUGAUUAUAGCCCUUUUUAUUUCGUUAGUUUCAAGCUUUGUGCGUCUUUUCGGUUUUUCGGUUUCGACAACGCAAAAGACUAAAUUGGAAUGAAAUUUAUCACUGUGGCCAA